CCUUUACAUUGUUACAACAUUUAGGAGGCGCACAGAGAUGUGGUGUGGAGCUUGAUUUUGAAGCCUCCUGAGGCUUCGCAAUUAUGCCACACCCUCCGGAAUCGCAUUGCCAGAUCAAGCAUAAYUUUGCUUUCAUUAUUCUUGUUGGCGGAACUGAGGUGUAGCAAUGUGGAUGUGAAUCAGGAAAUGACAUAGCCAGGUCUUCCAUGUUUACGCAGAUGUAUGUUUCGCUAGUCACUUCGAGGAGCUGUGCAGAGUGAAAAUGCAAAGGACUUGACUUCUGUAAAGUUAUAAUUCACCGGCAUUGAUAUAUCCGAAGUUAACGUCAUAUGCACGGAAAAGCUUAAGAACCUUAUUCGGUAAUUCAAAUUAAGACUCGUUUUAGCUGGCUACAUAUCGUUGCUACUAGCUGGCUAACGUUACCUAGCUAGCUUCCCCCACAACAAGGAGGCGGCAGAAGUAGUUUUAAUGCAUGUUGGCUAGCAAGCCUCUGUUCCGUUUUUAGUAUAUUUUGUUGGACUUAUAUUGUGAGUGAGUGACAAUAAGAYCUAGUCGUCUUUUGCCGUUGGAAGCAAGUCAUGGCUGCAUCCCAGAAAGCGGACCAGUCAGAGCAUACAGGUGAGCCAAACAAGGAGAUGGAGCAGCCAUCUCUGGCUGGAGCAUCAGUGGAUUCUGUGGACCCAGGAGCAUCACGCAGCAAUGCACCAACAGCCUCGGCAGAUGGAAACAGUGGGGAUGAUGCUACCAAUGCAGUCAGUGCAAGUACCUCAACUAUAGACGGGGCAGGGGAUGCUGGUAAUUCAGAAACUGUGAAGGAAUCCUAUGCAGAGAAUUCAAAGACAGUGGAAGAAAUGAUAACAGAUGCCUUGCUGACUGUGGGAGAAAUGUCCAGUGAAGAGGAUUCACAGAGAGAAAGAGAAACAGCCAGUGUAGAUGGUUCACAGAUGGAAAGAGAAACAGCCAGUGUCGAUGGUUCACAGAGAGAAAGAGAAACAGCCAGUGUAGAUGGUUCACAGAGAGAAAGAGAAACAGCCAGUGUGGAUGCUUCACAGACGGAAAGAGAAGCGGCCAGUGUGGAUGCUUCACAGACGGAAGGAGAAAGCGGCCAGCGUGGAUGCUUCACAGACGGAAGGAGAAACAGCCAGUGUAGAUGCUUCAGACGGAAGGAGAAACAGACAGUGUGGAUGCUUCACAGACGGAAGGAGAAACGCCAGUGUGGAUGCUUCACAGACGGAAAGAGAAGCGGCCAGCGUGGAUGCUUCACAGACGGAAGGAGAAGCGGCCAGCGUGGAUGCUUCACCGACGGAAAGAGAAGCGGCCAGCGUGGAUGCUUCACCAACGGAAAGAGAAGCGGCCAGCGUGGAUGCUUCACAGACGGAAAGAGAAGCAGCCAGCGUGGAUGCUUCACCGACGGAAAGAGAAGCGCCAGCGUGGAUGCUUCACCGGCGGAAAGAGACGCGCCAGCGUGGAUACUUCACCGACGGAAAGAGAAGCGGCCAGCUUGGAUGCUUCCCGACGGAAGAGAAAGCGGCAGCGUGGAUGCUUCACCGACGGAAAGAGAAGCGGCCAGCACGGAAAAGAGAGCGGCCAGCGUGGAUGCUUCACAGACGGAAGAGAAGCGGCCAGCGUGGAUGCUUCACAGACGGAAAGAGAAGCGGCCAGCGUGGAUGCUUCACAGACGGAAAGAGAAGCGGCCAGCGUGGAUGCUUCACAGACGGAAAGAGAAGCGGCCAGCGUGGAUGCUUCACAGACGGAAAGAGAAGCGGCCAGCGUGGAUGCUUCACAGACGGAAAGAGAAAGCGGCCAGCGUGGAUGAUCACAGACGGAAAGAGAAGCGGCCAGGCUGGAUCGCUUUCACAGACGGAAAGAGAAGCGGCCAGCGUGGAUGCUUCAGAAACAGCCAGUGCAGACGCUUCACAGACGGAAAGAGAAACGGCCAGUGCAGACGCUUCACAGACGGACAGAGAAACGGCCAGUGCUGA
Salvelinus sp. IW2-2015 is the source of this 1982-nucleotide messenger RNA. The record is from RefSeq and is a predicted model, not a curated record. NCBI's taxonomy places the organism in Eukaryota, Metazoa, Chordata, Actinopteri, Salmoniformes, Salmonidae.